Molecule: messenger RNA, 6781 nt
Organism: Gigantopelta aegis
Lineage: Eukaryota; Metazoa; Mollusca; Gastropoda; Neomphalida; Peltospiridae
Exons: 26
Coding region: 1-3687 (1228 amino acids)
Biological process (GO): proteolysis
Molecular function (GO): metallocarboxypeptidase activity; zinc ion binding
Source: RefSeq, a predicted model, not a curated record
AUGAGCAUCAUUUCAACAGCGGAGGAUGACGCCUCCACCAGUACCGACGUCAGUGGAGAGUCUCAGUUUGUGACAACAGACUUCAGCUCGCAACAUGAGUUUGUUGACCAGGAGGAAGUUGAAAAACUGUCGCAAAAGAAGAAAGAAAAAGUCAUGAGUGAACAGCCAGUAUGGAGGGAGAACAUCCGGCAGCAGAUGGAGGAGGAGUUGAACCGGCGCGUCCGGGAGGCGCUCGAAACCCCGCCCAUUGAACGCACGCUGCGACACAAAACCGUCUCCAAUGAACAGCGCAUCAACGAGCUGAACUCUCACAUCAACCUCGAGUUCGAGAGAAACUUCUUCAAAAACAAGCGAUGGAAAUCGCUCCAGUCUAAACAACACCUGGAAAACUGUGUUGACAUGAGUUACCUCCCUUCAGGGAGCCAGGUUGAGUUCAUGUUCCACGACGAACUGUCACGGUCGAACCAUGACGAGUAUCCGGGGGUGUACGGGUUGGAGAGCUGUUCUGAGGGGUUGAGGAACAUCAGAGAUAACUAUUCAUGUACCGUCGAUAAGUUGUCUCCCCUGAAGCCGAAGGCUCGGCACUUUUUCACGAAGCAAGGUUUCCUACACGCGAUAAGGACAGGAGAGCUGCCCAAUGGGUUUGUGUUUCUGGACGAGUUGGGGACAUAUAGAGACAGGUACGGGAUUAUUCGGAAUGAAGAUGGCCCGUUUUGGCCGUCAGACUUCUCUCCGCUGCAUGCCACGCCAAGGUUUAAGUGGUUCAAUAAUUUACCCAUGGAGCCGUUCUUCACAGCUGUUCAUAAUGUACGUUUCACUAGAACAAUCGACAAUCAAGUAACUCAGUUCACAGGAAAAUGGCGCGGUGUUCUAGUAGCGUACGACUCAGAGCGUAGUCCAAGGGAGACAAUUCCGCAAGUUGUGCCAGAGGGUUGUGUGCCAAAUUUAGUCUUUGAGUCCAGAUUUGAAAGCGGAAAUUUACGACAGGCUAGGAGAAUAGGUCAAUAUGAAUAUGAAUUGGUGCUAAAGACGGACCUGUACACAACGCGUCACACUCAGUGGUUCUACUUCCGCGUGCAGAACGCUGUGCCCGGCGUCACGUACAAGUUCCGCAUCGUCAACCUCCUCAAGCGCGACAGCCUCUACAACUAUGGGAUGCGUCCUCUGUUUUACUCAGAAAUCAAUGCUCAGGAAAAGAAAAUAGGAUGGGUGCACACAGGACAUCAUAUAAAUUACUCAAGGAAUAUCCUCAACCUACACUGUCCAUUGUUACAGCGUGGGGUGGUGUACUACAUGUUGGAGUGGCAGAUGGAAUUCACGAACACUGACGACUGUUGUUACCUGGCUCACUGCUACCCGUACACAUUCACCGAUCUCAAAGAACACCUUGACUCCCUCGUCCAGUCUCCGGAACGCCAGCAGUUCAUCAAGCGAGAAGUCCUGUGUGAGACACGUGCUGGCAAUAGCUGUUUUCUACUCACCGUCACAAAUUUCAAACAUAUACCCAACGGUUGCCUAAAGAAAGUGGUGGUUGUUUCUGCGAGAGUACAUCCAGGAGAAUCACAGUCAAGCUGGAUGAUGAAAGGAGUCCUAGACUUUAUCACCGGCCCGGAUGCAGCGGCUAAGGAACUGCGCAAUAAAUUCAUUUUCAAAAUUGUGCCGAUGUUGAAUCCUGACGGCGUCAUCGUUGGCAACUACCGCUGUUCCCUGUCUGCUCGUGACCUGAACCGCAACUAUCGCCACCCCAGACAGGACAGCUUCCCCACCGUGUGGCAUGUCAAAAACAUGAUCGAGAUCCUCAGCCAGAAAUAUGAAGUGCUGCUGUACUGUGAUCUGCACGGUCACAGCCGGAAACACAACACGUUCAUGUACGGAAACAACACCUCAGAGAACGACGAUGAAAACAAAGUGGGCGUGGCUCGAGCGUUCAUCAACGAGCGACUGUUUCCCUGGCUCAUGUCACAGAAGGCUCCAGAAAGGUUUUCGUUCCCGUCGUGCAAGUUUUACAUCCGUAAGUGCAAGGAGUCAACAGGCCGGGUGGUGAUGUGGAGGCAGUUGAAGAUCCAGAACAGCUUCACACUGGAGGCAACGUUCAGUGGAACCAUUAUCGACCAGUCGAACUGCCGUCACUUCAACAUCAAUGACUUCCAGAGUAUGGGCAGCACACUGUGUCAGGCGGUGCUAGACUACAACGAACUUCAGGAAAACAAGGCCCGCCAGACGGAAGUAGUUCUUGAUCUGACUCGAGUCAUGACUCAACAGAUUCUAGUCUCACGAGGGUUACUGCCUCCCAACAUCAAACUGCCAAACUUCGCACAGAUUGCCAAUUUCGACAAAGAUGCCGAUGUGACGACUGUAGAAGCUCAGACUAUCCAGGAAGAUGCGGAGAAAUGGACGGAGGCCGUGCUGGAUCUCCUGGCGAGGGAGAAGGAGAACUCGAAUGUAGAGGACAAACAGAAGACUGCCAAGAAGGAGGACAAGAACAAGGGGAGGUCACUCCGGGUGGAGGAGAAGCAGCCCUCUCUGACGAGGAAGGAAGUAAACGAGCUGAUUGACAACGUGUCGCUCAAGACGAUGGACGGUUGUAUGAACAUUCUCGCUGAGCUCAACGUGCGAGAAGCCAUUGAACAAUCAGACUCCAGUGACAGCGACAGUGAAUCUGAACCCGAGAUGAAGGCGGAAGUGAAAAGGAAGAAGAAGAGAAAGUCGAAGAAGCAGAGAGACCAUGACAAGAAGAUAACGUCAGAGAAGAAGGAGAGAGAACGUGACAGAGAAAAGGUGAUGUCAUCCCUGCCAGCACUUGUGAGUGACACUAAUGCACCCACUACAACCAUAGCAACCAGUAUCAGCUAUUCAUCCAAUCACCUCUACAGGUCGAAGGCGAAUGCCCUGGACAAGUACAUGAAGAUGUCAACGAAGCCUCACUUCAUCAGCAAGUACGAGGGCCGGAGUAACGGGGGGAUGCCGUGUUUUACAGAAGAGAGAAGUCGCGAAAGACAAGCUAUGCGACUGGCAGAGAUAAAAAAGAAACAUGAAGAAGAUAGACAACAUGAUCUUGCUUUUUAUUUUUUGCAGGAGAACCAGGUUCAGCGAUCUCUAACGACGGAAGACUUCAAUCGUCGCCUGCAGGUGGCGCUCAACGAGGGCACAUCCAAUGUAUCGCAGGCUCUUGUUGGAAUCAACAUUCGCACCAGCUACACGCACGCUGACGACAAGCUGACAUUACCUGUUGCGUCAAUUUACAACUUCCAAGAGGUAUCCCCCAGUGUUCCCAGUUCAAACGGAUUUCUCUGCCCCUCCCACCAAUCACAGACUUUCAAACGAGAAAUCAGCACCUCGGACAGCGAUACUGAAGCAGAAACCUCCAUCUAUCCGAUGUUUCCUAUUAGCUCUCGGAAAAACCCAUAUAGUUUCGACAGCAUGGCACAGUCACUGGCGUUUCCUAAUCCACUGCAACCUCUCGGCCGAAAGCUGAGAACGGGGCCAGUGUUAAAGUCCGUCUCUCGAAGAAUCAAAUCAUCAACUCCACCUCUUAUAUCAUCGACUAUCGUCCCUGGCAACCGGUCGCCCAUUUCAGAUCAUGUUGCCAGUCAUAAGGUUGUAGAGAGACAGAGAAUAGGUCACCAGCAACCAACCAUAAUGAAAGGAAUACGGAUCCAGGGGAUAGGUCAAGGUCCCUGGGAUUAAUCAUCAGAUCAGUUAACAGAAAAUAACUCAGGAAGCAGAAACAAACAUGAAUCUACCAGAAAUAUGAAAGUAUAAUGUACGACUUUGUGCACCAGCAAAGUAAAACUUGAAAAACCAAAUCUGAUCAAACUGUUUUCAUACAUAGGUUACAGAUCAUUCUGUGAUUUGAAAUUACAUAAUGCACGAUCAGUUAAAAUCUGAAAACAUAAUGAUAUACAUUUGAUGAUAAGUUGUCAUAUUAUGUGUAAUCUGGAAGGUGCGUAACUGGUAUAAAAACUCAACUAUCAUUCACAUAAAAUAUUGCUCUGUGUAAUGAGCAUAUCAUAGAGAAAGUGCUUAUUUCAUUAGAACAGAGAAUAUCUAACAGAGUGCUAAAAAAGUUAUUCAGCUAGCUGUAAUACAGUACUCAAACCAACAAUAAAGUCAACCAGACAUGGGUGGUCAGCUAGAUGGUUUCUGGUCUGUUUCACCAACUGUAUACAUACAGUACACAAACCAACCAUAAAGUCAACUGGACAUGGGUGGCCAGCUAGAUGGUUUCCAGUCUGUUUCACCGACUGUAUACAUACAGUUCACAAACCAACAAUAAAGUCAACUAGACAUGGGUGGUCAGCUAGAUGAUUUCCAGUCUGUUUCACUGACUGUAUACAUACAGUACACUAACCAACAAUAAAGUCAACUAGACAUGGGUGGUCAGCUAGAUGGUUUCCAGUCUGUUUCACUGAUUAUCUUUAAAGUUUGUGGAUGGUGUGACAAAAAUAAAGUGUAACAGAAGUUAGCCAAAAACCAAAAUGAACAACUUUGCAAGUUGCUCUGCUAUUUACCUCUGCCUUUGAGAAUCGAAUCAUAGUUCACUAUUUCAUUACGUUUUGUUUUUCGUAUACCCUGAAAAGAGUGUAAAGCAUUGGAAAAACAAAUGUUAGAAGACAAUUCAACAAGACAGAUUGGCCAUAUUCAAAAUGAUGAAGAAAUUAAGUUGGAAAAACUGAGUGUUAGUUUUUCUGAGUUAAAACCUCCUGCAGCAUCCAUGAUUCGGACAUCUUCCACGGGAGAAUAUUCCCAGACCUUCGGAGCAUCAUGUGACAGUUCAUACCCGAUAUCAAACAUCUCGUAUACAUGUAUGGCCUCCCCACUUCAAAAUUACAUCCAAAAGGGCUUGCUUCAUAAAUGUUGAAAUUAAUGAAUGUUAGAAUACAGUUAUGUAUGACUGAAUGAAUGAAUAAGUGAAGGAUCAGACAGAAAAAACACCACAGCAUAAACAAAAACUUUGGGCAAUAAAUAGUGUUUCAACCAGUGGUACAUUAGAUCAAGAAUUUAAUUUUUUUCUUUGUUUCCCUGGUCAUGUGAUUAACUCAUGCUAGAAAGGUCGUUGUCGUUUUCAAGGUUGUUAAUGGACUACAUAUACACAUGUAUGUGUAUAUAUAUAUAUAUAUAUAUAUAUAUAUAUGUAUUCUGACCUCAACAGUAUCUAUGAUGCUGUCAUUUAGUGUCUAAGAUACAGUUAUUUCAACACAUGGUAUACACUAAGUGAAGAGAACUCUGCUGUCGCCUCAUUCAGGGAUCGAUCCCAUGACCCACUGCACUUCAGUUGAAUGAUUUACCAUUGAGAUAACACUCUGCCCACUUGUUAAUGGUUAGCACUAAGCAGCAUGUGUACACUUUGCCAUAAGCAGGGCAGCAUAUACCCUUUGAUAAUAUUAGUAUAAGCAGAAUAUAUAUGCUCCAUGAACUCGAGUAUGAACCCGAGUAUGAACUCGAGUAUGAACUCCAUGAACCCGACACUUACACUAAAUGAUGAUGAGAUUAAGGAAUAAAGUAAAAUAGCAUUAUGCAUCUUAAUUCCAGCGCUGAACAUAGAUGUAUUGCAUUCCACACAUUCCAUUUUAGUAUUCCCUCCAUGUCUGAUAGUCUUAUAAGGUAAAUGGCGGCAAGCAUAUUAUGCAAAAUGACAUUAAAAAUAUAAUUAAAUGAAAGUGUUCUUCCUUGCACGGUACUUGAGUCCUGUGAACAAACUCGAGUCUUAAUAGACUUGACCCGUGUCAGAGUACUCUUGGAUACCCUAUGUAGGAUAAUGAGUUAACGAAUAUUACGCGAUUUUUACAUCCUAUAAUAAUGUAGACCUACUUAUUGUGUGUUGAAUCAACACAGCUGGCGAUUGUCAGUUGUAUUCAGUAGAAACUGUUAGAGCAUGGGCAGGCAUUAUCAAGGGCAGACACGGGAAAUAUUUUUAGGAGGGAAUCUAGAGCAAAAGGGCACAUGGACCAACCUCUGAAGAUGGCACCCCAAUAAAAGUUUGGCAUUCGUAAAAAUAAAAUUGUAAACAAACAUUUUAAAAGGGGCCAUUUAAAUUGUUUUUAGGGGAGGAGCCCUCUAAUGCACAACCUUGUUUGCCUGUUUGUAACAUUCUGCACAAAAUCAAAAAUGGUACCAACUCAGGGUUUUUCAUGUAUUACGUAGGCCUAGAUAUGUAACAUUUACAAUAUCCACACAAGUGUUUAAAUAAAAUUUAAAAAAAAACUGGACCAAAAAAAGAAAAAGAAAAAAAAAGACCCCCCCCCCCCCCCCCUCCCCGACUAACAAAUAGACCUGUAUCAGGUGAUAUUUGUGUAACAAACUAAUACAAUCUUUACAGAUAAGUUUAUAUAAAACCUGUAUACGGGCUCAGUGAAAAUACAUCUUGGGGUAGUUGUAAAAAAAGAAACCCCAAGUAUUGUAUGGUUAUUCGAACAAUUUGUUCAAUAAAUUGUAUGUAAAAUAAACUAAUAUGUUGUAGCAAGCCUGUUGAUACAAAAUACACACUGUAGCCAAAAUAAGUUCAUUAAACCUGAAUUAAUGUUUUAAGACAGUAAACAGAAGUGACGUCACAUAUUGCUUUUGUUUUGUGAAUGGAUGAUUUUUAUUAAAAUAGCAACGUGACGUCAUAAUAGCUACGUGAAUAAUCAAUUUGUGCUAGCAACCAUACAUCAUAGCUUUCAUAUAUCGUCAUAUUGGAUUCAGUUGCUUGUAAAAGUUUAUUGUUUACUGUUUAUUACUUUGAUAUUUAUUUACCAAAAUGUCCUGCAAUCUGUGAUAUGCUAAUAAAUUAUUGCAUUUA